Ostertagia ostertagi is the source of this 1731-nucleotide messenger RNA. The record is from the annotation of a GenBank genome assembly. Lineage: Eukaryota; Metazoa; Nematoda; Chromadorea; Rhabditida; Trichostrongylidae.
AUGAGUGGACAGUAUUUUGCCACCUACGUGGAAGACCUGGAGCAGGAUCCGUUUGAUGCCAUUGACUUUGUUGAACGGGUUGCGUGGCGAAUGACUGGCGGGGCAGAGACCAUCAGUGAUCCUGUGUCGUUGAAAAACAAGUUUGAGGAAAUAGGUCAGCUUUGCAAAAUGGCAUGCGAUCAGUUUCAGAGCAAAAUUUCCAUGCUGGAGCACGAGCUGAACAAGGACAAACGUGAAUACGUUAACCAGCUUCAACGAUUGUACGAGAGGAACGCUGAGGCCAUCGACAAAAUCAAGGUUCACCAACCGAGGCAACGGGCACAUGAUGCGCUUCAACUGAUUCAGCACUUCGAUGAAUUCCUCUCAGAUCAGCCUCUAAACUCAAUGAUUUUCACUGAUCCGGAUAAGCUUCUUGAAUCUGCUGAUUUGGUACAAAAACUAUAUUCGAUUUCACAGGAACUGUCUAAAGACAAGUUUCUCGCAGUACAAGCCAGAAUUGCGCACAGGUAUGAAGAGGUUGAACGGUUGCUUAUUGACGAAUUUGGACGUGCUCAGCGUGACGAGAAGAAAAUGGCUGAAGUUGCGAAAAUUCUCAGCGAAUUCAAGCUUGUGCGAACACACAAGCCGAAGAUAGAGGCCAUUUUUCCCAGUCCAACAGCUGUUGUGCAAAAACUGAUUCUGAGCUUAUAUACUGGAAGGCUCAAAGAUCAUAUUUAUGCGAAGUUACGGGAAUGCAAAGAAGGCGAGGAUAGAGAAGGUUAUUUAGUUGGACUGGCACAAUCGUAUUCAAGCAUUCUACGGCUUAACAAGGAACUCGAUGCCCUUCAUGUCAGUUCAGAUGCAUCUUUCUUACCAACUUUGACUCGCUCCAUAUUCGAUAGGUACUUUUUGGUUGAUCCACUUUGCGAAAAAUCUGAGGUUCCAAAACACAGCGAGAACAUAUUGGAUAUUCUCCUCAGAUAUCUAUAUGCGGAGCAUCUGGAUUAUGCUGUAGAAUUAGCCAUAUCUGGUAUUUCGCUAGCCGAACCUAAAAGUGCCCCACCCGCGUACUUUUUUGCUGUUGUUUCACAGAACACUACGAUAGUACUCUUAUUGAUGAAGCAGUAUGAAGAUUCUGUGCUUCCGCUGAUAAAAGGAACCGUUGUUGAACAGUGCGUGGCGAAAAAAUGGUCAUCGUCUCUGCGCUCGUUAGAGCAAAAGAUUAACAUGGGACUGGAGCGGCAGCUCAAUGCCAUAGUUGGAUAUGUCCGAUUCGUUCUCACAUCUGAACAAAAGAAAGCGGAUUUUCGUCCUGAUAAUCAGCAGAUCAAUUUACAGGCUUCUGCGCCCUGCCAGCAGGUUGUGCGUUUCUUAGCCAGCCAGGCGGCUGCUAUGGAACGCGGCUGUGACGGAGGCAAUCUGGUUGUGUUACAAACUGAGUUAGCAAAUCGGCUGUACAAAUUGUUACUCAACCACGUCCAACAGUUCACCUUCAACUCGGCUGGCGCCAUGCUGUUGCUCUGCGAUCUUAACGAGUAUCGAAAAUGUGUGUCACAAUGGCGAUUGGAGGCGAAUGUGUCCAGACAGUUCGAGAGCUUGCAUGCGCUGGCGAAUCUCCUCGUUGUGCUUCCCGACAAUCUUUCAGAUGCUGCUCAUAGUCCGAUGCUGGCAAGUUUUCUAGUAUACCAUUUUGUUACACCUCCCUUUGGAGCAUCACGAGCUAUUAUCCCAACGCGUGCUACAGGACAAUGA